AUGGUGGUCAUUGGCACCUCUCAUCUCCGGGCUGUGGCAUUGCUGCCGCUGCUUCUGGCUUUGCCCCUCAUGACACGAGCCUGCCCCAGGUCCUGCAGCUGCUCUGCCCCUCGAGAGGUGCUCUGCACCUUCAGCCACCUCACCUCCGUUCCGCCUAGCAUACCCAGGGACACCAAACAUCUCAACCUAGGCUUCAACCAUAUACAGACACUGAAUGGCUCAGAGUUCACAGGACUCAGGAGUCUGGGAAUGUUAAUGCUUCAUGGAAACGACAUCCAGUCACUGCCCCUACGAGCCUUUUACAACCUGCGCUCCCUGUGGAUUUUGAAGUUAAGUCACAACAAGCUGAGAAACAUCACCCGUGGUAUCUUUGAAGGCCUGUCAAGCUUGGUGCGCCUCCACUUGGAUCACAACAGCAUUGAGUUCAUCGAACCAUUUUCAUUCAGCGGGCUGACAUCCCUCGCACUGUUAAACCUAGAAGGCAACCAGCUGAGAGACCUGCACGCCCGCACCUUUGUCACCCUGUCCUUUCUGGGGAGUUUCUGGGGUUCUAGCCUUCGCUACCUCUACCUGUCAGACAAUCAGUUGGGGUAUCUGCUCCCAGGUACCUUACAGAAUCUGAAUAAGCUGGAAGCACUGACUGUUCAUGGCAACCCCUGGGCAUGUGAUUGCAAUCUACAAUGGCUUUUACUGUGGAAUACCAAGAAUAAGGGGGUGAUUAAAUGCAGAAAGGAAGGAGAGAUUGGCACAAGUGUGAACUGUGCCAUGUGUUCCUCACCUCAGUCCCUAAAUAACAAUCAGGUCUUCCAGCUGGCAACUUCUGAGCUCUCCUGCGACAGACCGACUUUAAACUCUCCACUGAAGCUAAGAGAGAGCAACGUCUGGCUGGACACUGACUCUGACAUCCCAUACAUCAAAGACCUGGAGCCUCCAUUGGGUCAUCUCACCUUAAUGCUGUCUGACAGCCACAGUAACAUGGCAUAUGUCGACUGUGUUGUGAAGCAUCAGGCCGAGGGAUCUACCAUGAGCUGGCAAAAUCUGAAGUCUCCAAGUCAGGUGGCACUCAAUGUGACAUUGAUGAGCUUUCUGGAGUGCGAGAUUAACAGAGAUGAUCUUCAGCAACUGUGGAGACUGGUUGCCUAUUAUUAUGAGAGACCAGCCAUCCUCAAGCAGGGCCUUAGGCAAGAAAAUGCUUCAAGAACCACUUUUCAGUAUUCUCAGGUAGCCAGUGAGGACUCUCCAUACUUUACAGAUCUCAAAGGAUAUUUAUCAGCUGAGCCAACAUGGCUGUUACAGCCUCUUGUAACACUUCAAUUGAACAGGCGUAAAACUACAAGUAAAACUCUCGUCCUGAACUUCUCUACGUUUAUUUCAAAGCAAAUAAGCAUAUGGGAUAGGCAAAGGGUCACCAAAUACAACUGGGCUUUUGUCCAUAGAGGGGCACCAGGGAAGGUACAUACUGUUCUGGAAGGUUCUGAUGUCAGUCUGGAUUGUAAAGUGUCAAGUUUUGGACAAGCAUCUGUUGAAUGGAUGCUCCCUGAUUUAUCCACUUUGACCACAGCUCAUGCUAGAAUUGUGAUUUCUGAAGAAGACAAACUGGUUAUACACAAAGUGAGCCCAUCUGACUCUGGGCUGUAUCACUGCCUGGUGCGUUCUGAGGCUGAUGUGGAUAUAGUGUCCUUUAGGGUAUUUGUAAGAGAGAGGGUGCUUAGCCCUGAUCACAUAAAUGGCAAGGAAAUAUCAUUGGAUAGUGGGGAAUCGGUCACUCUCCCCUGUUCCAUGUCUUCAGUUGAGCCCAGUGACAUGGCUUGGUACCUACCAACAAAUACAAUCUUGUGGCCAUCAUCUCCAGAAGGUAGAAUCAAAAUGUUAUCUAAUGGGAGCUUAGUUAUUAUAAAUGCCACAUAUAAGGAUGAUGGGAUAUAUAGCUGUUUGGCUGUCAAUCUCUAUGGGGUGGAUAUGCUGUCUCAUAGGGUAGUGAUCAGGGGUAAGAUAAAUCCUGAACAACUGAGUGCUGGUGGAACAAGCAGGAAACCAAAGAAAGGUGGCACUUCUGAAACAGGCAAGAGGAUUGUGGAUGAGGGGUCAGGAUGUCCAGAAACAGAAUGCUCUCACGUUUUGGAUGGGCAUGAUAGCUCUUGGCUGAGAGCAAACAAAUCAAAUGAAGACUCCUUAAAAUCUGUACUGGAGAGCUCCGUAUCUUCUGAAGUCAAAGCAGGUCACCCCUGGGUCUUGCAACGGCACAUCCAGGGGAAGGUUACCGUCCCACCAACUGACUGGCCCCAUCCCAAACAUGUCCCCAGAUGGUCUUCCUUUGAAAGUUCACAGGAGCACACUUCCUUCCCAAAGAGAUACUGGAAUAACCUUUCUCCAGAAGGUCAAGAUGCCGGGGUCACUGUCCCCCAAGGAAUCACAGUUCUCCCAAGCAAUAUAUUUCUCCUCUCUGCAAGAUCAGUAUCCCCCAAAGGAAGAACACCAACACCUCCAACCUUUCAGCCUCCUAAUACUGGAGCACUCAGCAAGAUUAAAGACUUUGCAUGGUUUUCCAGGCUCAGAAACAGAUACAGACAACAUAAACUUGAUGUCUACCGUCUUUCACAAGCGAGGAAGAUUAUAACAACUGAACCAAAUAUGAAGUUCCUUAACCCACAGCCCCAGCCAGCCCCUACCGCACUGUACAACAGCGCUGUGACCCAGGCAUAUUCUCUGUUAGCUACAAAUCAGACACACUCUGCAAUCCAGUAUGAUAGCCAAAGGCACUACAGCCAUCAGGGACAACAGAAAUUAAAUAACAUUCCACCCUCUCCAAGGUUAAUGGAGAGUGGAAUGAAGCCAAAGAUUUCUUCACUUAACACUGACAGUCUGUCAGCCUUCAUAGAGACAGAUGUGUCUCUGCCCUGUGAGUGGUCGGGAGUGCCAAGGCCCACCCUCUCCUGGACUAGAGUCCAAACAGGUGCAUCGAUUGAAGCAAGCACAAAGAAUGGGGAACGAUUCAAAGUUCUGAGUAAUGGCACUUUAGUCAUAAAAAAUGUUCAGCUGCAGGACAAAGGGCAGUACAUUUGCACAGCAAAGAAUGCUUUCGGGUCAGAUCAACAGGUCAUCACCCUUUUGGUGAUAACCCAGCCUCCCAAAAUUGUGCCACCAAAAUCAACAUAUAUGUUGGUGCAUUUAGGACAUCCUAUAAACUUGGAUUGUGUGGCAGAGGGCAAGCCACAAGCACAAAUCUCCUGGAUCCUUCCGAAUGGGAAAACCAUAUGGGGCAGAGGCCUUCUGGAUGACACAGUCUCAGUUCUGACCAAUGGCACGCUAAGGAUUGAAGCAGCUAACUUAUCAAGUAAAGGCCAGUAUAAAUGCAUUGCCAGCAGCACGGCUGGUGCAGACACGCUAACCUAUCACAUCCAUGCAGUAGCUUCAUCACCUACUAUCAAUGAAGAAGCCACUGAAGAUAUUGUAUUGCGCACCGGGACCAAUGCGUACAUCCACUGCACAGCAAAAGGGGAACCUAAGCCCACGAUUGAGUGGAUCAUCCCUGAUGAGGAGAAAAGCAAAGCUUUCCCAUUCAUCAGGGGUAGGGUCUCUGUCUUUUCCAAUGGGACACUUCUUGUGAGAAACAUUUCACUGACAGACUCGGGAACAUAUCAAUGUUCUGCCACCAACCAAGCAGGUGUAACCAAGAGAGUGGUAAAACUGGAAGUAAAACAGGAUAAGGCCAGCACCGAAGAACCUCUGCCUCAGCAACAGGGAAUUACUGCAAUUUAUGGCUCCACCUUGUAUCUGCACUGCUCAGGGUUCACUACUUCACAACAUGGUGCUGUCUGGAGGCUGCCCUCGGGAAUGUUCCUGGAUUAUAGCAACAGCUCUGGGGGACCUAUCACUGCUUUUCCCAACAGCACUCUCAAAAUCCAGCAGCUCACAGAAAAGGAUGCAGGCAGCUACCUCUGUCUGUUCCGAACAUCUCGUGACCAGGACUUCAAGCUCUUUCAAGUGGAGGUCCUUAUGAUGCCACCAAAGAUCAAACGCUUGGCCGCUGUCCACAAGAGGGUUGCGUAUGGAGACAGUUUCCAAAUUGACUGUUUAGCCUCUGGGUUUCCAGCUCCAGAGGUGUCCUGGAGCCUUCCGGAAGGCACUGUUGUUGACAGUACUCUCCAACAUGAAGACAAGUGGGUCAUGUCUCCUCGUUUUAUGGUCUUUGGGAAUGGCACCCUCCUUCUGAUGCAGAUAGGUAAAGGGGAUGAAGGUGACUACACAUGCAAGGCUAGAAAUCGAUUUGGGCAAGAUGUGAUGAAGGUCAGGAUCCACCUGCUGCCUGACUCUCCAAGGAUUUUGUCAAAGGAUGAGGUUUCCAUCUGGGGCGUGCUUGGAGAGCCUGUACACAUAAGGUGUCAAGCUAUUGGGGAACCCACCCCUACAAUUACAUGGUUUUCACCAAGUAAUGCCACCAUUACCACAUCGUCGAUCAGGUACCAAAUCUUGGGAGAUGGCACACUGAUUAUCAGAAAAGUGGGCUUAGCUGACCGGGGCAACUACGCUUGUGUGGCCAAAAGCUUAUCAGGAUACGAUGUAAAGAAAGUGCAUCUGGAAGUGAAGGGAGGAGCACCUCGGAUAAACAGACAAGUAGGAAGGGCUGCUGUGAAGGUUUCAGCUGUGUUUAAUCAAACUUUGCUGCUUGAUUGCAAAGCAGAGGGCCUGCCAGAGCCGAGGGUCACCUGGACCACUUCCUACGGCAUCAACCUGCCCACGCCUUACCUGGGUGGCAGGUUCCAGGUCUACGGAAACGGGAGUCUAGAGCUGCAUACCCUGAGAAAAACAGAUGAAGGUUUGUAUGUUUGCCUGGCGCAGAACAGCUUGGGUGCAGCCAGGCUGGAGGUCGAUCUCCAAGUGAAAUCUCUCACGGAAAAGCCGAGUUUCUCAAAGGCAAACACUGAGGUCAUGUCCUUUAAGCCAGGUAGUGCCGAGGUCACUCUAGGGUGCUAUGCCAGCGGAAAGCCAACCCCAGAGAUUGUGUGGGUGCUACCCAAUAGCACAAUGUUGACAGCCGGUGCCAGGCUUCAGCGCUUCCAUCACAUUCCAGGCGGUGGGUUGUUGCGUAUACUGCAGCCUGGGAAUGGUGACAUGGGUGUUUACCGUUGCUUGGCAAAUAACACAGCAGGGCGAGCCGAAAAGCGGUUUGCUCUUGAACCGGGAUGGAAGCCUCAGAUCCAGGGUAAGCCUAUGGCUGUGAGGCUUUCUUUUGGGCAGAAUUUGAACCUGCCUUGUUCAGUUGAUGCCUGGCCACAGGCUGCCAUUUCCUGGACUCUCCCCAACAGCCGUGUCCUGAGGAUACCUCAGGCCAUUGGACGGUUAGCCUACUUAAGAAAUGGCACACUGGAGCUCAGUGAAGCUGCCAUUGUUGACAGAGGGACCUACACCUGCAAAGCCACGAAUGCAUUUGGCUCAUCUGCACUGUCACACACAGUUACAGUAACAGUGCAUCCUCCACGUAUCACCAAUGCCUUUCCAUCAGUCAUUGUGGUGAACAGGGGCGCCACUGCAAGGCUCAGUUGCAGAGCUGUUGGAAUACCUAAACCUGACAUCUCAUGGACUCUACCAGGAAGCACCAGUCUCACCCCCACCGGCCCUGUCACGACACAAAAUGGAAUGCAUGUCACUGCAGAUGGCAGCCUAGUCAUACAAAACCCAAUGCUAACUAAUUCAGGGAUUUAUAAAUGCAAUGCAAGAAGUGCUGUGGGAAUGGACUUCAAAGCCACAUACCUUCAAGUACUAUGAGAAACAGCACAUAUAUAGUACCAUAAAAUACAGUAUAUAUAGUGCCAUAAAUG
Anguilla anguilla (European eel) is the source of this 5819-nucleotide messenger RNA. Its product is annotated as matrix-remodeling-associated protein 5-like. NCBI's taxonomy places the organism in Eukaryota, Metazoa, Chordata, Actinopteri, Anguilliformes, Anguillidae. The coding region runs from base 1 to 5766 and encodes 1921 amino acids. Gene Ontology annotation, cellular component: extracellular region. Gene Ontology annotation, molecular function: protein binding. The record is from RefSeq and is a predicted model, not a curated record. The transcript has 7 exons.